This is a messenger RNA of Cotesia congregata, 1242 nucleotides long. The record is from the annotation of a GenBank genome assembly. Lineage: Eukaryota; Metazoa; Arthropoda; Insecta; Hymenoptera; Braconidae.
AAAAUAUUUUUUACUUGUUGGAUUUUUAAGUCUAAAAAAAAUUAUUCAAGUUGUCUAAAUGCGAAAAUUAACAUGACACCAUCGAGAGAUUUAUUAAAACAAAUAAUACUAGAGAUUAAUGAACCAAUAUUAUUUAAUGGAAUUAUUAGUAAUGAUAAUGAUAAUAAUUGGAACAAAUUAGAAUUAAAUAAUUUUAUAAAAUUACUGGGUGAUAAUAAAUUACCUUUUAGAGUUGGUAAAAAUAAAGCGACUAUUGAACCACAGUGGGACAUAAAUUGUCCUGUUCAAUUGAUGACAAUAAAUGAAUUUAUGGAAAUCAGUGAUGAUAAUAAUAAUGAGGACUGGUAUUAUUUUGAUUAUAAAUAUAUGCAUGAGUGGUUUAAUGACAAGCCAGAAAUAUUAGAAGCUGUUGAUUGGAAGCUGUUCGGUUUUGAAAAGUCUGGAAGAGACUCGACCCUUUGGAUUGGUAGCAAAGGUGCUCAUACUAAUUGUCAUCAAGAUACUUACGGGUGUAAUUUAAUUGCUCAGUUACAUGGCAGAAAAGAAUGGUUGCUUUUUCCGCCAGAUUCGGGUAUUCAGUUGAAGCAAACGAGAAUACCGUAUGAAGAAUCAACGAUAUAUAGUAAAUAUAAUUUUUUUUCUCCAACGAAAAAUGACAGAGAAGCGUUGGAGCGAGUAAAUAAAGCCGCAAAGUCUGUUGUUUUGAAGCAAGGCCAAGUUUUAUUUGUACCGAAAGGCUGGUGGCAUUAUGUAGAGUCCUUAGAUUUUUCUGUAAGUGUCAAUGUAUGGUUACCAUUGGAAAGUGAUAAUGAGGGUAGACUGAGGGAAGCUGUUACUAAAUUUUUAAUGUCUAAGAUGGAAAAUGUUCCAGCUUCUGAAGAUCUUAAAUCUGUUGAUUUGAAAAAUUUAUCUGUAUUAAUGCAGCAUUGUGUUGAUGAGUGUAAGAAGCUACGAGAAAAGAGUGAUGAAAUUCCUAAAAAAAAAGUUAAAACUACUCCGUUGGUUCUAUCGGACUUAGUUAAUGAAUAUCCAGAUAUUAUUACAGCAAUAGAUGACUUAAAUAAAGAACAGCUGAGUAGGAUUAUAAGUCUUAAGAACUCGAGAUUUAAAAGAGAAGAUAAAAUUAAUUUAGAAGUGAAUAAGAGUUUUAAUGAUGACAGUGAUAUUUUAAAAACUGUUGUUGACAGGUUUUGUUCUCCAGACAUUAUUGAUGUUAUUGUUAACAGUUUGUUAAAUGACUGA